UCCGAGUGGAUUAAGGGGGCUAGGGCCGAGGGCAGACGGCAAUGUCUGUGGAGAAAGAGGUUUCGUUCAGGUUUUCAUACCCGGGCUCGAAAGUACGGAGUAAGCAGUUUAGGGGGCCGCGGGGACGCAGUAAGGCCCGGGCCCGGGGCUCCCGGUGCAAGGCCCAAGUCCAAAGGCGAUCGCAACCAGAGCCGUACUGCAAGAAGGCGCAAGUGCCAGAGAAAGAAAAGGUGUGGACGCCCUGGAAUGGCCUCAUCGUGAUUGGGAAGAGAGUGGAACUCUUGGACAGAAACCUGCAAAAGUCUAAACUGUGGGACCCAAAGUUGGAAUCUGAGAACUGGAAGCUGGAAGUCGUGGGGAAGAAGAUCUCGCAAGAGAGAUCGGGCUUGAUUCAGGAGAGGGUGAACACGAAGCUCCUGAACAGUGUAGGGAAGACAUCACAAGAUCCAGCAAGUUUGAAGGAUGACAACCCAGAGGAGACUCGGAGACAGCAGGAGGACAGACUCAAAGCUAGAUCCGUGUCUAAUAGUGCAGCGAUGAUAGCGGAGCCUGAAGAAAGACUGACGUCUAAAGACAAGUUGAGGACCACUGGAGGGGACUUGAAGUCCAGAGGCGAUCAACUGAGGCGGAAUGAGGAGUUGGAGUCGAGUGGAGAGAACUUGAUGUACAAGACAGAGAAACGGGUGUCCAUGGGAGAGAAGGUGGUGGGCAGGCGAGAGAAACGGGGGUCUGUUGUAGAGAAAAUGGUCAGUAGAGAGAAACGGGGGUCCAUCAGAGAGAAGGUGUCGGACAGUGGAGAGAAACGGGGGUCCAUCAGAGAGAAGGUGUCGGACAGUGGAGAGAAACGGGGGUCCAUCAGAGAGAAGGUGUCCGACAGUGGAGAGAAACAGGGGUCCAUCAGAGAGAAGGUGUCGGACAGACGGGGGUCCAUCAGAGAGAAGGUGUCGGACAGACGGGGGUCCAUCAGAGAGAAGGUGUCAGACAGACGGGGGUCCAUCAGAGAGAAGGUGUCGGACAGUGGAGAGAAACGGGGGUCCAUCAGAGAGAAGGUGUCGGACAGUGGAGAGAAACGGGGGUCCAUCAGAGAGAAGGUGUCAGACAGACGGGGGUCCAUCAGAGAGAAGGUGUCAGACAGACGGGGGUCCAUCAGAGAGAAGGUGUCAGGCAGGCGGGGGUCCAUCAGAGAGAAGGUGUCAGGCAGGCGGGGGUCCAUCAGAGAGAAAGCAUCCGACAGUGGAGAGAGGCUGGGGUCCAUCAGUGAGAAAGCAUCCGACAGUGGAGAGAGGCUGGGGUCCAUCAGAGAGAAGGCGAGGUCAAGUGACGAAAAGCUGAGUAGAGAGAAAUUACAGUCCACUGAAGAACAGCCUAGGACUGGUGAUAGAAAUCUGAGACCCACGGGAGAUAAACCGGAGUCAGACACUGAGGAAGUGCAGUCCGAUGGGAUGAAGCUGGGAGAGCACUCACAGACGGGAAGCACAACAGAGGAGAAUAUUGAAAGAGUGACAAACGUUACUGGUGAUGAAAGUGUGACGGAAACUAUGAGUAGGGAACAAAUUCCUUCUGAAAAGGUGGAAGGGAAAGAUGAGCAAGAGGGAGCAGAGGGCGCGGGGGAAACCGACAGUUUUGUCCUGGCUGAAAUGAAAGGUACUGCUGAUGAAUCUGUUCCUAUGGGGGAGAAAGACACAAUUGGAGAAGGCUCUGGGCAAUCAGGUGGAUGAGGAAGUGAAGGUAAAGGAGACUGGAGAAGUAUUGAAAGUCAAAGAGAAGCUAGAGCAAAGCAAAACUUUGUUGAUCCCAAAAGGGUAAAGAUGAGUGAGGAUUCUGGAACUGAAAGGACAGGGAAGUGGAGCAGAGUUACUGGGGACGGAGGCUAAGCCAAUAUCAACGGAAGUGAAGGGUGGGAAAGAGGGAAAUGGGAACAUUUUAAGGAGAAAAUAUUGGGAAUGAAUGCUAAGUAGAAGGAAAGUGACUGCUCCAUUCUUGAAGAACUAUUUGAGAAAUGAGUCUAGGGUGGGCUGGAUUUUGGCAGACAUACUGGUCAGGGGUAUGAAAUGUAGAAGAAUGUCAAAACGAACAACUUAUAGCAGGAUAAAGAAUGGACGCUGAGGGUUGUGGGAGAAGCAGCAAACAGGUGGUAUGUCUGAAGCACACACCAAAACCCGAGGGGCUCCAGCAGGAGUGAAGCGAAGGGGAAGAAGAGUGAUCAUGAUUUUAAUUAAAGACCUAUGUCUACCUGAUAGCAUCAUUUGAAGAUUCCUCUGGUGAUUCUAUAUUGUCAUCUCUUUAAGAGACACCUUCUUGGGCAUGAGAUCAAGACAGCAUUUGCCCUGCAUGGGAAAUGACCUACAUCAGGAUUUAGAGAUUCUGUCUUUGGCUGGAUGAGUUCUUUGCCUGAGCUGUCAGAUUCAUUUCACCAAGACCACAGGCACCAGUGAAGAUCAAGUUAUUAUGACAAAUGCCAACUGCCUGUUUCACCAGCUGACUGGAUUACCACUGUCAAGUAACUGGAUGUCAGGUCACCUUCCUGGGAAGCAGUUAAUAAAAGCUGUGCGUGGUGGAGCAUGCCUGUUGUCCCAGCACUCAGGAGUUGAAGGCAGGAUGGAUCUGGAGUUUAAAGUCAUCUUUGGUGCUGGGAUUAAAGGCGUGCGCCGCCACCACCCGGCGAUGUUCGGAUGUAUUUGAUGUCGACAAGUACAACAACCCAUCCACUGAUCUAUCUGACCUAAGCUGGGACAAACCAGAGCCUGGUUCUCUCCUCUAACUGAAAAAAAGGACAAAAGCAGAAUAAGUUUCGUAAGAUUUCCAGAUCAGACCUGCUCCCCAGGUGCUCUCCUGACAUCCCUUCUGCACUCACAUCGGGGCUGUUACAUCACAGGACGCCCUUUCCUGAGUCUUCCCUCUGCAUCAAAGCAGGCUAUCCAAACACACCAGUGGACAAAGACCCACUCCCUCGGAGGAGCCACUCAGCUCAAGGCAUUUGGAAACCAGAAGACAACAGAGAUCUUUAUUAACCAUCAAACAGACUCCCUCUCUAAGUUUCCGAUAUGUGGAUUAUUAUUGUCUGAAAUUUUGUUACUGCUCAAGAAUUUUUUGUCUUAGCCAGGAAAAAACAGGCUCCGGGCCUGUUCUUCCCCUUGUCUUAGUACUUGGACUUGGUGAAAGAGUUUAUCAGUGGAACCCACCACCAGACGUAGCCACACUCAGACAGUCAGCUGUCAGGCUUACCAGGAAAACUGGGGCUUGGAGAAGGGUGUGGAAGGAGGCAAUGCCAGGGGAUGCAGGGAAGAGAGUGGUGAGGCACUGUCCAGGGGCAGGGUGGGAGGAAAGAUUGUCUUGAAUGGAACAUCUCAGAGAACAGGGUGGGUCUGCAUUACCACCCCCAGAACCAAGGCACAGAGGAGGUUUGAAAUGUCCAGGAUAAAUAGAACCAAUGGGGUUGGAGAAAAAACCAGCUCCAUCCCUUUUAAAAACAGUCUUACUGUGGGCACCAAAAAUAUAUUAAUAUCUGUACAUUUGUCAUCUUUAAAAAAAAAGGAAAUAAAACCUCCUUGGCA
Molecule: messenger RNA, 3554 nt
Organism: Mesocricetus auratus (golden hamster)
Lineage: Eukaryota; Metazoa; Chordata; Mammalia; Rodentia; Cricetidae
Product: trichoplein keratin filament-binding protein-like
Exons: 6
Coding region: 42-1718 (558 amino acids)
Source: RefSeq, a predicted model, not a curated record